CUAAUGUGUACAGUUCUUUAUCUGAAGCUGGAAGCAAAUGUACCACCCUCCUUCAAACUGAGAUUUACUCUGCAAUUGGUCAGGGUCACAUCCCACAAACACUGCAGUCAAACUAACCUGAAUCAAUUUCAGAGAAGAAGCCAAGCUUUGAAGAAUGAAGACUUUGGCAAAUGUUUUUCUGGGACUUUUCAUAUUUAAAGCAGUUCUAGCUGCUCCUCCAACAGCUGCCAUUAACUAUGAUACAGAUACGUAUGAGGUGGAUCUAGAAGAACUGGAUAGUAUCUAUGACUAUGAUGGAAGCCUUAGCAUUGAUCAGGGAGAGAUAGAAAUUGGAACUGUGUUACCUGUUGUGAAUAGACCAAUCAUUUCUCCAGAACAUGUUCCAGAAGAAGAAGAAGAAGCAGAAGAAUCCACACCAAAAUUAAUUGAUGGUUCUUCACCACAGGGACCUUUGUCUCCUGGAGUCCUUGUUCCAGAGACAAGCGGAGACAUUUCAACGUGUAUUCUAUGCACCUGCAUCAGGACAACAGUUUACUGUGAUGAUCAUAACCUUGACUCAGUUCCUCCUCUACCAAGAGAAACCACCCACGUCUACCUGCGCUUCAAUAGGAUUACCAAGAUAAACAAGAAUGACUUCGCUAAUCUAAAUAAAUUACAGAAGCUUGACUUGACAUCAAAUAUCAUAGAGGCGAUUGAUGAAGAUGCUUUCAGAAGUCUAUCAACCCUUAAUGAGCUUAUACUUCGAGAUAACAGACUAAGACAACUGCCAGAGCUACCAAACACUCUAAAUGUCAUUGAUGUGAGUCACAACCGACUUGGACGCAAAGGAAUAAAGCAUGAGGCGUUCAAAGACAUGAAUGAUCUUCAUCUUCUGUACCUAACUGACAACAGCCUGGAUCACAUCCCAAUACCACUUCCUGACAGUCUGCAGGCUCUUCAUCUCCAAGAUAACAACAUCCAGGAAAUGCACGAAGAUACUUUCUGCAAAAUGAAAGAUUUUUCAUAUUCUCGAAGAGCUUUAGAAGACAUUAGACUGGAUGGAAACCCUAUUAACCUAAGCAAAACUCCGCAAGCUUUCAUGUGUCUACCUCGCAUACCAGUUGGUAGACUUGUCUAAAUCCGAUAUCCCCCAACCAAUCCCCCCCUUAAAAAAGAAACUUAACUUGGCAAUGCAAAACAAUAAAAUAUUUGUAUUAUCUCGUGAUAUAUGAUCAUAAAUGAAGUGUGAUAAGUAAGUGGGGUAUCGUAGUCAAUGCAUUUUUAACAAAACAAAGUAAAAUAAUGAACAAUAUUAUGUAUUAAAAACUGGAAAAUAAUAUGCACAAAAAUGUACAUAGGGUACUUAUACACAUUAGUGUUUUUAACAUGGCUGCAACAAUAUUGCAAUUGUAAUUUCUCUGUGUUGUAUGCUACCUAUUACACAAUACUAGCUGGGUCAAUGUUAGCUGGAAAACAAAAUGUGAAAUGUAUUACACAUGCAAAAUAAAUGUACAUACAGUUG
Spea bombifrons (plains spadefoot toad) is the source of this 1501-nucleotide messenger RNA. It is a transcript of the gene EPYC, whose product is annotated as epiphycan. The coding region runs from base 155 to 1117 and encodes 320 amino acids. Gene Ontology annotation, molecular function: protein binding. NCBI's taxonomy places the organism in Eukaryota, Metazoa, Chordata, Amphibia, Anura, Pelobatidae. The transcript is spliced from 7 exons. The record is from RefSeq and is a predicted model, not a curated record.